UUCGUUUCUUCACUUGUCAAUUCUGUUGCUGUACACAAACAAUAUAAUAUGGGAGCGUCUAAUGAUAAACCCCUCAAAUGCCCGCUGUGUCUUGAAGACUGUCGGAAUCAGGUGACGCUGAGCUGCGAGCACACCUUCUGUCAGGGCUGUAUCGGUGAGUUAUGGAGCGGAUCUCCGACUGGACCUUUUUUCUGCCCCGAGUGCAAUUACGAGUUCAAGGAACAGCCAGACUUAACGGAUGGAGCCUCAACAUCAACAGGCAGACCCAGCGCAAGUUGGACACUUGGAAAGAAGCUGUCUGCCCGAUAUUCCACCAAGACAUUGCUUGGGAAGAGGAAGUCCAGUUCUGCGUUUCCCGGGAAGUACUGUGAUGGAUACAGACUGGGUUCAGCACCAUCUAGUUUCCUCCAUGUCACUGACUCUAAUAAUAUGACAUACAUUAUUGAUUCUGAUGAUGACACACCAGCACCACCUAAAAGAAAGCCCACAGCAGGUCAGCGCCCAUCUGGAAGCCAGUCUCCAUCCAUGGUUUGGAGGAAUAUUUCUACAUGUGAAACAUCAACACAACACACACCUCCAGAAACAACUUCAUCAUCUAAUGAAAUCACAUCUCCUCAUAUAGAAUCAUCAUCACCAGACAGGAACACAAGCUCAGAAAGGGAGGACCUGACUGUUGCUUCCUGUAGAAACACAGAGGCACUUAGAAAAAGCAACACACUUCAAGGAGAGAAAGAAUCAUCAACAGAGACACCAAUUACAAGAGACACCUCUUCUAAAGCGGACUUACCAAGAGUGAAUGUGACCACUUAUUCGGCUAGGCCGCAGGCACAAAUGAGUCCUUCUUAUAUUGAAGAGCCUUCAGUCUUUAGUGUCCCAGGUACAUCAACAGAGAGACUCUCCAGUAGCACCCAUGUGCCCUGCCACUACUGUCCUUCUUCAGACCAGAAGGUGGCAGUGAAGACCUGCCUAGUAUGUGGGGCAUCAAUGUGCUCUGAGCAUCUGCGUGCACAUCUGGAAAAGCCAGUGUUCCAGAACCAUUCACUUGUGAACCCUGUGGAGGAUGUGUCUCUCUGGAGAUGCCAGGAGCACCAGGAGAUGAACCGAAUUUACUGUCAAUCAUGUGGAGUGUGUGUGUGCACUGUGUGUUCCUUGGUUGGAUCACACAAGGGCCAUGAGUGCAUAAGCAUUCGCAAGGCAGAGCAGGAACUCAGAGGCUCACUGAAGGAUGAGAUGACAAAAAUACAAAAAACAGAAAAAUCCAUUGUGGAAAAAGCCUUUGUGCUCAGUGAGAAAAAACAUGGUGCCCAGACAGGUCUGGAGAAAGUGCGAGCAGCUGUGCUGCAGAAGUAUCAGGCCAUGCGGGAGGCUCUGGAGAACGAAGAGGCGCAGGCACUGCACUGUGUGGCUCAGGAAAAGGACAGAGUGCUAGGGAGCAUCGAGAGGCAGCUUGACACCUUGCAGGGUGCCCUGAUAUCUAGCCAGAGCGUAUUAAACACCCUACAAGGAAUGACCACUACACAAGGGCCAUCACAAUACCAGGACCAAGCCUUUAUCAUGGAAUACAGCAAGAUAGCAGCACAACUGAAUGGACUGUCUGAUACUGUGCAAAACCUCGAGCCUCCUCAGGAUGUAAACCAGGGCCGACUGGACUGUCUUCAAGCCUGGACUGAGCGGAGACUGGACACUGUCCUCAUAUCACUGCCUCACAGAGACCCGUUCAGAUUGCUAUAUGGGAUAAGCCCAACUCUGGAUCCUGAUACUGCCCAUCCAAAACUGCUACUGUCUGAUGAAAACAGGACGUUACAGUACACUGAGACCCAGCAGGAUUACACUGAGCAGGAGACUCGCUUCAACAUUUUCCCACAGGUUCUUGGCUCCCAUGCUCUAGAUAGGGGCUGCUGCUACUGGGAGGUGGGGGUUUCUCUUGAUGGGGGCCGCUGGAAGGUGGGCGUCAGUGAUGGACAAAUUGGCAGAAAGGGGCAAAAGGAUGCUUGUCGUAUUGGCUUCUACCCCAAUUCCUGGUGUCUAAUAUAUGAAAAGGGGAAAGUGGAAGCCCUGCAUGAUAAGAUGGCAUCACCUGUGUGCGCCACUGGACUCUGUAAGAUCGGGGUGCUGCUGGAUUUUAAUAAGGGCUGCUUGUCUUUUUAUAAUGUGGCAAAGGAUGGGGCUCUUUCUUUGCUGUACAGUUUUGAGCAUACGUUCUCUGUGCCACUGUAUUCGGCAAUGGCAGUUUCUAAAACUGAGCUCACCAUCUGUGAUGUAUUUACCAAGCCCACUACUGACUAGACUACGUUUGUGCUUUUAUGAAACACUAUAUUAUUAAGCAGCACAAAACACUUACAUUCCACAAAACUACAUCUAUCCAAUUGUGAUAAUUGCUGUAGCCAGUAGUGCAACAUGUCUACCAUUUUGGCCUGCUUGAAUUAUAAUCUUUUCUCAGAAUGCCUAAUGAAUGAUAUCUGCUGUUUUGGAAAGUUAGGGAAAUUAUCAUAUCUGAGACUUUUUAAACGUACAUUCCAUUUAUAUACUCUUUAUUUUUACAUAUUUAUGCCAUCUAUAAUGGUGUAACUUUCAUAAACAAUCUUGCUUGGCAUUUUGACUGCAUUUGUUACAAUCUCACUCUGUUAUAAUGGGUGUCUUUAUAUGUCUAAGAAAGCCCUUUGAUAUAUUCAUGUGUGCAACAGCGCCUUUUGACUACAUUUGUUAUAUUUUCUCCACUAAAAACAUUUUUUAUUCAUUUUUAUAAAAAAUAAUUAUUUUUAUAUUGAUUAAAAUAAAUAAUUGCACUGUAUUUCCAUGUACAACAAAAUAAUAUGGAGUGCAGGAUAAACAUUUGUCAGAAAUCCAUUAAAACAAUUUAUUUUAUUACUUGUGUCAAUUUUAACAGCACAUUUUAGUUUAGAUAUUUUGCAUCAAUAUAUUUUUUCAGUCUCUAAUGAAUGUAAUAAUAAACAUUGUUUUAAGAUAGUAAAAUUAUUGAUUCUAUCCUGUAUUCAGACUUAAAGGUGCACUUUUUGUUUAUUGUCAUCUUGGACUUACAUAGACAUCUAGUAGUGUGGAUGCAGCAUCAUUCAGAAUGUAGUUUUCAGUUACAGAUGCCAUUGUGUAAUUUCACUAUUCACAGUCUGCCAUGAUUAUUUUAAUCCAAGAGUGAAAGUGUCCAAUAACAAGACUGUUACUGAGAUUAAGUGAGUAGUAUUCAGCUGGUCAUGUGAUUGUAAAAUGGCAGCCCCCAUAAGGGUGCCCCUACCCCAUGUUGAAAUAAAACAGCUUUUAUAAGGUUGCUGAUAUGGCUUAUGAGAUUCCUCAUCUCAUGAGAGUGGUCAUGAUUUUAUUCAUAUGUUUCAAAUUAACAAUUAAUUUUUUUAGGAGUAAAACUUUUUAGUGCACCUUAAAUUUGGAUGUUUUUACCCAACCUAAAUCACCUACUACAUUUAAAAAUAUAUAUUUCUGCUACUGAAUCUAUGUCAUUCCUUAAAAUCUGCAAUGUUGAAUCAUUUAACUGGUUCAAGUUUUCAGUUGUUUGAGUGAAAUUUGUGAAGUCUGUGUACUAAAUAUUCCAUUGCAACUGCAGAUGGCAGAAUUGUUCAAAAUCAAAUGGAAAAUAUGCUUCUUUGGUAUCAAUUCAUCAUAUAGGAAAAUCAAACAAAGAGGUGUUGAACAGUGUACCAAAACAUAGGGAAUAAAUUCAGAUGUUUUCUUAUUUUAGAUGUGUUUUUUUUUUUUUUGUAUUCAUAGAUGU
This is a messenger RNA of Xyrauchen texanus (razorback sucker), 3742 nucleotides long. RefSeq names its product tripartite motif-containing protein 14-like. The coding region runs from base 49 to 2286 and encodes 745 amino acids. The transcript has 7 exons. Gene Ontology annotation, molecular function: zinc ion binding; protein binding. NCBI's taxonomy places the organism in Eukaryota, Metazoa, Chordata, Actinopteri, Cypriniformes, Catostomidae. The record is from RefSeq and is a predicted model, not a curated record.